CAGAGUGAGCACAGGGAGGGAGCCAAGCGGGCUGCUAAAUGCUCCGGCUUCAGAGGGACGAUGGUGGAGGGCUGGUAAAGAUGGCGGCUCUCUCCGAGGAUGGGAGGUACGGAUUGAAUUGUGGCCAACAGGGCGUCGAGAGAGUCUCCGUACUGCACGUCAAGUUGACCGAAACGGCGCUGAGAGCCAUAGAAAACUACCAAAGUAGUACGAAUAUACCAUCGUUACGGCCAACGGUACAAUUCAAGGGACUCCAAGGGCACAUUAAAAUUCCCAAGACCGACUCCUCUGACACGUUCCACAAUUUUGAUUUCUAUCUGUCUAAUGUGGGAAAGGACAACCCUCAGGGAAGCUUUGAGUGCAUCCACCAGUAUGUGUCCAGCUCAGGGGCCUCACACCUGGCAUUGUUGGCGACCGUUCAGGACAAGGUCACAGUGUGCGCCACCAGUGACUCUUACCAGGUGACACGGGAACGUAUGACCCAGGCCGCGGAGGACACACGUGAACGGGGGACCAAAGUCAUUAAGCCCGGGGGGCAGUAUCGAGGAAAGCAGGUUCACACUCGUAAGCCAGCGUUAUCAGCCCUAGAUGUAGUCCCAGAGCGCAAACGCUCCACCCCUAUAAACCCAGCCAACACUAUACGCAAGUGCCUUUCCAACAACCCUGUAUCCCAGAAGCCCCUGCGGGACCGCAUCAUUCACCUGCUGGCGCUGAAGUCGUACAAGAAGCUGGAAGUGCUCGGCCGUUUACAGCGGGACGGAAUUAACCAGAAGGACCGGAACUCACUGGGGACCACAUUGCAACAAGUGGCAAACCUGAAUCCCAAAGACAACACAUACUCGUUGAAGGAGUUUAUAUACCGCGAUGUUCAGCGAGACUGGCCCGGAUAUUCUGAGGAUGAGAAGAUCCAAGUUGACCGGAUGCUAGCUCGUAAAUUAGGUCUUCCUACUGAGAAAGUCUCCUCAAACAAUUCACCUAAAGACGGUUUCCCUUCAUCCCCACAGAAGCGCCAGCCUGACUUUGACUUCAUCGAUCCUUUGGCUCCCAAGAAAGCCCGCAUCUCUCACCUCAGCAGUCGAGGGCCAGCAGCCUCUUCCUCUGACCGCCGUGAGGACGAGAGCAGCCCCACCUCCAAACACUCGUCCCUGCCCCCCAACGUAACCUCAGGGCCUCCCAGCCAUCUCCCCGUUUCGUCCCACCCGCCAGCACCUUCACAUCAGCAUCUCAGCCCAGCCUCCAACUCCAACUCCCCCAGCACCCCAGAAGGCUGCGGCACUCAGGACCUGCCCAUGGACCAGAGUUCCUCCUGCAGAGACCCCUCACCCAGCCCCCUUCCUCGCUCCUUGCAGGACCGCUGUAAGCACCCUGUCCCCAGAGCAGCCGCCUCUCCCAGCCCGCCCCCCCGCACCUCUCUCACAGUUACCUCCACUGUCAUCACCAGCUCCCCUUUGCCUAGCAGUACAAGUAAGAAAUUCAAGAAGAAAUCCAAGAAGCACAAAGACAAAGAUCGUGAGAGGAACAAAGGGAAACAACCAGAAAGAGCCUGUAGUAGUCCUCCUGUGGCGGAAGAACAGGCUGAGGAGAGUAGCACAGUGAAGAAGAGGAACGAUGCUGACGAAGUCAUCGAGGAAGCUGUGGAGAAACCUUACAAAGAACAAGUUGAAGAGACAUUGGUCCUGUCCUCUGAAUCUUCUUCCAAAGUUGAGACGCCUGAUUAUGUAGUGAAGUACACAGCCCUGGUGUCUCUUGACCAGAGGCAGAGCUACAAAGACGACUUCAACGCAGAAUAUGACGAGUAUCGUCAGCUGCAUGCCCGUGUGGAGGGCAUCACCAGGCGCUUCACUCAGCUGGAUGCUCAGUGUCGGAAGCUGGUACCUGGCACUAAGGAGCACCAGAAAAUACAAAUCGAGGUCUUGAAAGAGUACAAAAAAAUGAAACAACACAACCCCAACUACCAUGAAGAGAAACAGCGCUGUGAAUACCUGCACAACAAACUGGCCCAUAUCAAACGACUUAUCGCUGAUUUUGACCAGCGCAGAGCCCAGGCCUGGUGCUGAGAGCCUUGCUCGGAUCAUCUUCACUGAUCAGUAUUGUGAACAGAGUGUCAAACCAAGGGUGGGGGGUUGGGGUGACCAACCUGCCCUUAUUUAUUUAAAGCUUCUUUAUGUCUUGCCCCUAUAUCCUUUCUUUUCCUACUACUAUUAUCCUUCAUUCCCUCCCUCUUUUUUCUUUGAUUCCACAGGCUAAUUUAUUGCCUGCAAAAUGAAAACCAUUUUCCCAAUUGGCUUCUGUGGAAUAGAUGCCUCUUGAUCAGGAGAAAAGAGCUGCCUGCUCGUGCAUCAAAAUGUGUGAAACAGUUCAGCUGUAACUGGUGAAGGACUCUCUUUAGACAGCAUUUUUGAGCACCAGAGAGAAAAUAUUAACUUGUAGUUAAGUAAAAAAAAAAAGAGGGAGAUCUAUUUAUUUUGAGACUCGUAUUGAAAGCAAGAGUUAGCGGAGGAGAUAUUAUUUCAUUUUUCUUGAGCAAUGCAAAAAAAGGAAGAAAAAAAAAACAAUGUAUACCACAAGCCUUAUGUGUUUUGUGAAGCCAUUUUUGCACGCGAGAGCCACGCUUCUCAUUCAGCAGAGACUUCUCUGCUGCCUCAUUUCCGCUCUAUUCAAAGAAAACUGUACUGGAAAACCUGCUGCCGAAGCCAAGAGAAAAGGGAAGGAAAUGAGCCAGUGGGGAGGAAUCACAUGAGCUGUGUGAGAAGCAGCAGAAAGUUUGCAUGGGUGGUAAAUAAUUAGUUGUAAAGAUAAAGAAAAAAAAAAAAAAAAGAGGUGGAAACCAAAGGAUUUUUGAUCUUUUAACACCUCUGGUUGGGAAGGGAGAGGGCAGUAUUCUUUGCACCAAAUAAAGUUCACAAUGCCUUACGGCGUUUACAUUUGGAAACGUGGAGUCGGGUCCACAGGCUAUGCAAGGAACUACAACUGUCUGAGAAUGAUUGUGUGUCUGUGUGAGAGAGAGUGAAUGUAUGGUGGUGGGUCCUGGGGGAAUAUGGUAAUGGUGCGCAUAGGGUUGUGAAUGAUGUGGAGGAAAAGUUAGAAACAUGGAGAAAAAAAAAAGCAAAAAAAAAAAAAAGCUGCUAUAGUCUUUUUUCC
Molecule: messenger RNA, 3141 nt
Organism: Cyprinodon tularosa
Lineage: Eukaryota; Metazoa; Chordata; Actinopteri; Cyprinodontiformes; Cyprinodontidae
Gene: ell2
Product: elongation factor for RNA polymerase II 2
Exons: 12
Coding region: 39-2057 (672 amino acids)
Biological process (GO): positive regulation of transcription elongation by RNA polymerase II; transcription elongation by RNA polymerase II; snRNA transcription by RNA polymerase II
Cellular component (GO): transcription elongation factor complex
Molecular function (GO): cis-regulatory region sequence-specific DNA binding
Source: RefSeq, a predicted model, not a curated record